AGCUUCGUUACCAUGGUACAGAGACGCUAACCAAUGUUAUACUACACCCGCGCACACAAUACAAAUACUUCCCGCGAAUUGUUUUCUGUUUUAAAAGCAAGAAGGAUGGCAAAAGAAGGGAUGGUUGUCACGUAAGGGGCUCCAUCCGUGGGGACAGCACUGUCGUAUGCUUCGAAAAGGCCGAUUAAUACGCAUACGCGUUUCAAAGGAAAAGGUAAAAAAGAAAUAGAAAAAUACUUUGUGAUUGAGAAAAAAAAAUUCUGAAAAAUAAAUAAAAAACAAGAUGAUGAUCAUAAUAAAUCAGGUUUUUCUCUGUGAAAUUUGUUAUGUGUCAUUUAACUUGCCGUAAAAAGAUCGGUGACGGACAAUGGCGUAGAGACAAUUCUCGUGUUUUGUGCUAUCAGCUGAUGGACUUGAUGGACCCUUGUAUACUUAUCAAAACAGAAGACAUCAUAGCAGUAAAUCCCGUCUCUUGUUGCAAAAUGUCAUGUUACGAUGCGUGAUAUUGUGUGCAUUAUAAUAAACUAACUCGAAGCUGAAAGUUUUUUUCCGACUUAACAUCGACUCCAUUAUUCACUGUCAUUGAGCAUAGUGUUUUCAUCUGAGAUCUUUAGUAAAUUUUUAAUAAUGGGGGCAGCUGUAAGCAGUGGACAAAACAAUGAUGAAUUAGUUAAUAACUUAAUGAAAUCUGGAUAUAUAAGAACAAGAAAAGUAGAACAAGUUUUUAGAGCUGUUGAUAGAGCAGAUUAUGUUUUACCAUCUCACAGAGAUAGAGCUUAUAAUGAUCUUGCCUGGAAACAUGGCAACAUUCAUUUAUCCGCACCAUGCAUAUAUAGCGAGGUGAUGGAAAGUCUUUCAUUGGAAUCAGGAUUGAGCUUUUUAAAUCUUGGGUCUGGAACUGGUUAUCUCAGUACAAUGGCAGGACUCAUAUUGAACCAACAUGGAACAAAUCAUGGCAUUGAGUUGCAUGAAGAUUGUUUAGAAUAUGCGUACGAGCGACUUGAAGAAUUUAAACAGAAGUCAUUAGCACUGGAUGAAUUUGACUUUUGUGAACCAGUUUUUAUACAAGGGAAUUGUCUGAAUGUUGCACCUGGUAGACAAUAUGACAGAGUAUAUUGUGGUGCAGCAUGUCCUGAAAAUUACGAAGGAUUUAUUAAACAAUUUGUAUGUAUUGGAGGUAUUCUCGUGAUGCCAUUCAAAGAUCAUUUGUUACGUGUACUUAGAAUAGACGAGGAUACUUGGUUACACUUUAAAAUGCUUCCUGUAUCAUUUGCAACAUUAGUUGUACCUACUACAACGGAGCAAACUUUAUUUCAUUUACCUGAAUGUGUGCCGUUAUCUCUACAAGAACUAUGUAGAGGUAAAAUUAGACGUUGUUUGCGAUUAAAUGUAUGGAAAGAGCACGAAGAUCUGGAAACGGAAAAAGUGAUACUAUUAGAACGAAGAAGAUUCAAUUCCCCCCAACAAACAUUAACAAGAUUUGUAAUUCCUGUAUUGGGAGAAUCCGAUGGAUCGAUAUCGGAUGAAUCGGUGUCUGACGAAGAUGAUGAAUUUACAAGAAGGGUAUGCGUAUUGCUUAGCGUGGAUGCCGAUCCUAGAGAUUUGUAUACAACUUCUCAAGUACGGGCUGUCGUAUUGUGCAAUAUGAACGAAAAUCAAAAUUGGCAAGUAGUGAAUAACAACGAUAACGUUGACUGGUACAAUCAGAAUUCCGAAAAUUCUACGAACAGUAACAAAUCUGUUUCACGGACAGAAGAGGGUAACGAUGAACAAACCACUUCGAAUCCGAUGGAAGAAAAAUCUCAAAACAAAUCCGAACUACAAAAUUUUAACAACGUGAGCGAGACUUAUUUAAACUUGCUCAAGCAUACUGAAACGUUGUUAAAUAUAAGCGAAAGUGAUAGCGAAACGGAACAGGAUGAGACUCUUCCUGUUCAGCGUAAAAAAAUGGCGAAACGAGAGAAAACGGAUAGCGGUAUCGUAGAGGAUGUAAAUUUAAGCAACGAGGAUAGCUCGAAUACCAGUCAAUCGGACUCAAAACCUGUUGAAUCUCCGGACACCACGAACGCAAUGGACGUGGAUCCGUCCGACGUUUCCCGUGAUCAAGAAGUAAUAAUCGCUCGUUAUGUGAAUAGCAAUGCCUUUUCUACUUAUAUGAAAGAGAAAAUACAAGAGUUACCAUUGCCUUUUUCAUCAAAAUUGUACCUAAAUUAUAAUCGUAAGCUGUAAUAUAAGUAAAUUACAUACGCAAGUCAUAAUACUCUAAUUUAAAUAAAUAAAUGAAUAAAUAAAUAUAUGUAUAUUUACACACGUGUGCGUGCGCGCAUACAUACUUAAUAUUAUGUAAUAAUUUACAUGAAAUAAUUACUGACUGUUAUU
Molecule: messenger RNA, 2379 nt
Organism: Apis laboriosa (Himalayan honeybee)
Lineage: Eukaryota; Metazoa; Arthropoda; Insecta; Hymenoptera; Apidae
Product: protein-L-isoaspartate O-methyltransferase domain-containing protein 1-like
Exons: 6
Coding region: 628-2229 (533 amino acids)
Biological process (GO): protein modification process
Cellular component (GO): cytoplasm
Molecular function (GO): protein-L-isoaspartate (D-aspartate) O-methyltransferase activity
Source: RefSeq, a predicted model, not a curated record